Molecule: messenger RNA, 4209 nt
Organism: Neogale vison (American mink)
Lineage: Eukaryota; Metazoa; Chordata; Mammalia; Carnivora; Mustelidae
Gene: RMDN2
Product: regulator of microtubule dynamics 2
Exons: 13
Coding region: 224-1486 (420 amino acids)
Cellular component (GO): cytoplasm; mitotic spindle pole; spindle microtubule
Molecular function (GO): microtubule binding
Source: RefSeq, a predicted model, not a curated record
UCCGCCCGGCCGCCGCUCCGCUCCCGUCCGCCCGGCCGCAGGUCCCGGGUCCCCGUUCUCCGACCGCGAAGAAGCCCGAGUGGCGAACUCAGUUCUGAAAUCCUGUUUCAGCUGCGAACAUCUCUGCCCAGGCAGCACCCUCCUCCAUAUCCUUAUGGAUGCUCUCUGAAUCUUCCUCAGGCAGCCAUUCGUCCAGGACUUAUCAGGAAAUAAAACCCAAGAAAUGCCUCAUUCCACAAACAAAGAACUGAUAGUUGGCAUCAUGGUGGGAACUACUGGAAUCAGCUUGCUUCUUUUGUGGUACCACAAGGUUCGUAAAUCAAGGACAACACUGAAUUUACCUAAAUUUCUUUCUCUGGGUACUAAGUUUGAUUCCAUAACUUUUCAAGAUGAAAUGUAUAAUGGCCAAGGAACAGCAGCAAUCUUUCAAAGAAGGCAGCUUCAGAUAUUGGAGAAGUUAAAUGAAUUACUGAUAAAUAUGGAAGAACUCAAAGAGGAAAUCAGAGUUCUUAAAGAAACCAUUCCAAAGCUGGAGGAAUAUAUACAAGGUGAACUUGGAGGGCGGAUAACUGUUCAUAAGAUAAGUCCUCAGCACAGAGCUAGAAAAAGAAGGCUUGCCACAGUUCAAAGUUCUGGAACAAGUAAUAGUUCAGAGGAAGCAGAAAGUGAAGGAGGGUAUAUUACAGCUAAUACUGACACAGAAGAACAGAGUUUUCCAGUCACUAAGGCAUUUAACACACACAUAGAGGAGUUAAAUUUAGAUGUCCUUCUUCAGAAGGCUGAUAAUUUACGUAUGAAUGAAUGUAGCAAGUUGGAGAGUUUCGAACUACUUUGUGAUCACAAAGAAAAGUUUAGAGAUGAAAUAGAGUUUAUAUGGCGGUUAGCCCGUGCUUAUGGAGACAUGUAUGAGCUAUCUACUAACGCACAAGAAAAAAAACAUUAUGCUAAUGUCGGAAAGACAUUAGGGGAGAGAGCUAUCACUAGAGCACCCAUGAAUGGACAUUGUCAUCUGUGGUAUGCGGUUCUGUGUGGCUAUGUAUCUGAGUUUGAGGGCUUACAAAACAAAAUCAACUAUGGACAUCGCUUCAAGGAACAUUUAGAUAAAGCAAUCCAAUUUUUACCUGAAGAACCCUUUUUGUAUUACCUCAAAGGAAGAUACUGUUAUACUGUCUCAAAACUGAGCUGGAUUGAGAAAAAGAUGGCUGCUACUCUGUUUGGAAAAAUACCAUCCUCAACUGUAGAAGAAGCUUUGCAAAACUUCCUUAAGGUUGAAGAACUACACCCUGGUUUUUCUAAGUCCAAUUACUUGUUCUUGGCCAAGUGUUACAUCGAUCUUGAACAAACAGACAACGCUGUGAAGUUUUGUAAUUUGGCAGUGUUGCUUCCUUGUGUUACCAAAGAGGAUACAGAUGCACAGAGAGAAGUGAAAAAAAUAACAAGUUCCUUGAAGAGUGACCCAUCGAGAUACCCAGAUCGGUUCGACUGAUUCUUGCCCAAACUCUGACACCCAGUCUCACGUUGACACUGCUGGCUGGAAGGGACAGGAGGCUCAGUAGGUCCCUGCACAGAGCCCUGGUGUCCACAGGCUACGAUGCCUCUGGCUUUCUCUAAACAGCUCCAGGAACGGUGAUUGUCACUAGCAGCAAAUGACAGAAUCAACCACGUUGUGGGAGCAGCUCAUCCCAGCAGAGAGCAGUGCAGAGACUUCUGCUAGGAAUUAUGAGGGACAGCUAAGCGAUCUCCGUGUGUUUUAACAAAAUUCCUGUUGGGUCCCUGGAGUCAAUAUGCCUUCAGGGGACAGACUGAUGUCCCUUGGUUAAGUGAUCCUGUUUCUGGAUAAGGACCCCAAUGGGAAUGUAACACUCCUAAAAGUUACUUGAACCUUUAAAGCAUUCAGAAUUGUUGACACACUUACCAAUUUCUUCAGUAGGAUGUUAGCAGAGGAAACCUCCCCCUCGUCAUGUUAUACUGGAUCCCCUUCAUGCUGUCUGGGUCACGACGGAACAGUCUCCACGUUCAGUCUGCCCCCGUGAAAAGCGGAGUCUUUUUCUCAGCGGGCAGCACUGUUUUACUUCUGCAGUGAACUUCGCACGAAGGGAGUCAUGAGAACUGGCUGUAGCUUUCUUUCUAUGGUUACUUCACUCCACUCGUGCCGCUGACCUGGGAGAAGACAGAAUCGCUCCAGAGCCCUUCCGGAAUGAUUUCUCCCCGGGGGGUCCCUAAGGCCAAGCUAGUGACCCGUCGGCCACCACAAGCAAAAUACGCAGACUCUUAAACUCCAUGCAAUUCGCAAGGUUAUCUUUCUUACUGAAUAAUGAAUGAUCUUUGCUGGAACGUGAAAAACUCCAUUGUGCCUAAUAGUUGUCAAAAAGCUUCUCAUUUGAUGUUAUUUGUAUGAUUUUGAAUUAUAAAAAGCAGUGUUAACAGCUGCAUGUGACCAUGGAGACAGUCUUCUAGACCAACCUCAUUUUCCUUUCUCAUCUAGAUCAGAGUCUAAGCUCUGAUGCAUAAAUCACAUGGAAGGGGUCGGGGAGCUGGGGACUGGCCGAGACAGGACUGGGUUCCAGCUCUCGGAAUCUUGUGCUUUCUGCGGUCUUCUCUGAGCCCAGGACUUUUUACAUUUAACUGAUUGGAGCCCAGCCUGUCGGUGGUAGAUUAGGGGCUCUGGGAAUGGUAACACUGCAGGGUAUUAACCCAUGGUUCUGCGUAUUUCAAGUGCUUUACCUACCACAGUGGCCUGAUGAAAACGAACAUUUGGUAUUACCCUAUUUACAGAUGGGGCAGCUAAAGCAGGAGGCAUUAAAUACCAUAUGGAGCACGGGAUGAGAUUUGAACUUGGGCAGUCUGCUCCAGUCCGCGCUAUAGUCUGAACCGCUGUGCAAUCCUGCCAGCAAAUGGGGGUCAAGGGGAUGUGGGGGUAAAUUAUAGAAGGUAGAAGGAGAAAAGGGGGGAAAGGACAGGAAAGGAAGAAAGGGUUUAGUAAGAAAGGAAUGGUAGAGAGAGAUGGUAAGGAAAGAAGGAAGAGAGCAAAGGUGAAAAAAUCUUUCUUGUAGUUUUUGGAUAUUGAUACCCAUUUUCUGUUUCAUAUGUUUCCAGCAACCUGUUGUGUAUCUUCCCUUUUAUUAAGUCUGUUUUCACAUUCGCCCCCUUCUCCUUUCCCACGAUAAGGAAGGAGGGGGAAAGGAGGUGGUGAAACCUGCUUUCAGUGACUCGUUCGCCUCGAUCUGUGUCGUGGGAGAGCCUCAGUGGAGACUUUACGACCUAUUGUUGGGCAGUUAACAACAAUAUUUCAUUUCCCAAUUAAAGACAAGUCACAUUUUAGAACCAAAUAUUAUUCAUAUCUUGCUGUUUCAUGACUUCUGUAGCUCCCAAACUAGGAUUUUGCUCUGGGUGCCCAAAGUCGCAUCCUAAGCUUUUUAAAAAUAACUUUAUUGGGGUGUAAUUGGCAUUCCACAAUGCACAUAUUUCAGGUGGAUAACUUGAUGUGUUUUGAUCUAUCCAUCUAUAUAUAUAUAUAUCCCUGAAACCAUCACCACAAGAUAAUAGACAUUUCCAUCACCCCAAAAGUUUCAUCACACCCGCUUGCAACCCCCCAACUCUCCCUGCACCUCCAUCCCCAAACGACCACCGACCUGCCUUCUGUCACCACAGAUUGUAUUUUCUAGACUUUUGUAUAAUUAAGAUUGUACAUUAAUUAUGUUUUUUCUUUUCUUGUCUGAUUUCUUUCAACAAAAUUAUUUUGAGAUUCGUUCAUCUCAUCAUGUGCACUAAAAGUUUGUUCCUUUUUAUUACCGGGAGAUUUUUAUUGCAUGGAUGUACCACAGUUGUUUCUCUUUAUUCAUCUGUUGAACAUUUGGGGAGUUUCCAGUAUUUGAUUAUUACAAACGAAUCUAUGAAUAGUCAUAUAAAUUUUUUAAGUGGACAUAUGCUUUCAUUUCUCUUUGAUAAAUACAUAGGAGUAGAAUGGCCAAAUCAUGUGGUUGAUCUCUGUUUAGCAUUUAAAAAAAUGGUCAGACUGUUUUCCAAAGUGGUUAUCCCUCCCCCCAGCAAGGAAUCAGAGUUCCACUUCCACCACCUUAUUAACAACUAGGUAUCGUCAUUCUCCAUAAUUUUAACUACUGUUCUGUGUGCAGCGAUUAGGGUUUAAUUGGGUCUAAUUGGGGUUUUAGUUUGCAUUUCCCUAAUGGCAAAUUACACUGAGCAUUUUUU